CGCUGCUGUGGUCGUGGAGGUACAGAAACGAGGUUUCUCCUGUGUGUUCUCAGCUACUCGUCCAGCACCUCCUGGUUCAGUACUUCUCUUGGUUUACUGGCCAGAAGAGUAGUACCUGUCUCGUGAGCUUCAGAUAUGGCCGGCCCUUGUGUGGUGGCUCUGCUGGUCUCCUGCUGUCUGCUGCUGCCUGCUUCCUCCGCUCCAGUUGGCGGAGACGGGGACGUACACACGGCCUGUUUGUACAGUCAGCAUGACCUCGCUAAACCCAUGGGGAAAUGGAACACGCAGCCUUGCCCCUUCACCUUCACGGAGGUGAAGGUGAAGGAAGUCAUCAUCUACAACGCCACCUGCGCCCCCUCCGACAACUGGCGAUGCCGCCCCAACAUGCUGGUGGUGAAUGAUCUCCCCGUCGCCACCUACUGCUACGAAGAUCUGCCUGAGGACAGUCCUGGUGACAACCGCUUAGAUUCAUGAGCGGAGUUGCAUAGAAGAUAGAACUCCUUCGCAGUGAAAUCACAAUAACGUGUACCUACGAGAUGAUCAUUGGAGCAGCGGGGGGUUCGAUUCCACCGCCCUGCUUUAAUGGUUUUAUCAAUGGACUCGUGUGUUGUUGUCUCUCCUGCCUGACAGUGGGAGCUGUGUAUCACCCAAGGUCCCUCUUGCCCUUGUCUCCACACCUGUUUCCACUGUCUUGUUACAGUUGUGGCUGGAGAUAACAGCUGUGGCUGGAGCCAACAGCGGUACAGCUGAAGAACACUUUAUACCUUAUAGUCAAAUAUGAAACGUAAUGUAACAAAUAUUAUAGCAUUAGCUUAGA
This is a messenger RNA of Procambarus clarkii (red swamp crayfish), 817 nucleotides long. Lineage: Eukaryota; Metazoa; Arthropoda; Malacostraca; Decapoda; Cambaridae. The record is from RefSeq and is a predicted model, not a curated record.